AUGGCCCAUGCUUCGCAGCUCCGGCUCUCUCAAGGAGAGUUGGAGGCCGUGUUUGCUGAAACUGCCGAGCGCUUCGGCACUCCUGCAGACUCCGGAGAGCCAGCACUGGCCUUCGAGCUAUUUGUCGAGCUCCUUGUUGAAACUGCUCGCAGGCAGUUUGUGGACCUGAAAGACACAGAGUCCGCCGCUGCCUUGUUCGAG
Symbiodinium pilosum is the source of this 201-nucleotide messenger RNA. NCBI's taxonomy places the organism in Eukaryota, Dinophyceae, Suessiales, Symbiodiniaceae. The record is from the annotation of a GenBank genome assembly.